AUGACGACAGCGCAACGUCUCCUUCUCCAGCUCCAUUGGAGGCCCAAGCUCCCGGCGCAGCUCAACACGCGCGCACCCCAUGCUCUCUAUGGCAUCUCAGAUUUCAUGCUGCUCAACAAAGCUAUCAUCGCCCAGCCUGUCCCUAGUCAGAUUAGCGGCGGUCCUCCCCCAAGAUCUUGGGGUAGUUGGUCGUGGCGGCCUGGAUCCCAGGUUGCCUAG
Pyricularia pennisetigena is the source of this 219-nucleotide messenger RNA. RefSeq lists its product as uncharacterized. The transcript has 2 exons. The record is from RefSeq and is a predicted model, not a curated record. The coding region runs from base 1 to 219 and encodes 72 amino acids. Lineage: Eukaryota; Fungi; Ascomycota; Sordariomycetes; Magnaporthales; Pyriculariaceae.